This is a messenger RNA of Pneumocystis jirovecii RU7, 321 nucleotides long. RefSeq lists its product as uncharacterized. The record is from RefSeq and is a predicted model, not a curated record. The transcript has 4 exons. The coding region runs from base 1 to 321 and encodes 106 amino acids. Lineage: Eukaryota; Fungi; Ascomycota; Pneumocystomycetes; Pneumocystales; Pneumocystaceae. Gene Ontology annotation, molecular function: transcription corepressor activity.
AUGAGUACAGAAGAAUGUAAAAAACUGGAUAAUGAAGUUUCUCCAGAAGAAUCAGAUAAAUUAUCUACUGUGGUUAAAACAAUGUCUACUAUAGAGAAUGAACUACAUUCUAAAGAUUCAAUUGAUGCUGCUUAUGAUAUUGUGUCAACAGUAGAUUCACUUUUAGAACAGUUAAGCCACAAAUUUGAGAAUCUUUCAACUGAAAUUCUUGAAAAAAUGGAUAAAAUGACAAAGCAGCUGGAUGCGUUAGAGACAUCAUUAAACGAGAUGAUGGCAGAAAACCAUUCAACAAAAAUGGGCAAAGAGAUAGAUGAAUUUUGA